Pelobates cultripes (western spadefoot toad) is the source of this 17884-nucleotide messenger RNA. Lineage: Eukaryota; Metazoa; Chordata; Amphibia; Anura; Pelobatidae. The record is from the annotation of a GenBank genome assembly.
AUUUUAUUACAGAAUAAACCUAUUUACCAAACAUUUGUAAUUGCAUUCCAUAGAUUUUUGGCCUCAACGAUCAGCUGUAAAAGGGGUGCAGCUCAGAAACCAUGGCAACGGUUGCUACGGAACUAUCAAGUUCUUUGCUCUUUUGAUAAGUGAGAAGCUGGACGCUGAUUGGACGGAUUACGUCAUGGCUGAGGAAUGGCUUGUGCUGGAACCCGGAAGUAGCUGACAGUUGCUGCUCUGCUCUCAGCCUGGAAGCUCAGAGGAGUCAGGUACAGGGGGGAUGUGUUAUUAAGUCACCCAGCUGGUAUAAAAGUACAAAAAGUCUGUCCAAGAAGCACUAAAUUUGUGGAGAGGGGAACAAAUAAGUCUGGGGACAAUGUACUUUACAUGGCAAAACCCUCUAUAUCCUGUGCUAUUUUAUUCUUCUUAAUUUCAUUUAAAAUAUUUAGUAACAGACACAUUGGAGUCUGUAAAUCUAAUAUUAUAUUUUAUAGAUUAUAUAGUUGUAGAUAGAUUGACUAUUGGCUUUGUUGUGAUAUUAUUAUUAUUAUUAUUAAUGUAUUUAUUAGUACACACCUAUAUUUGCUGAAUAUUUAUGUAUAAUUUUUUUUGUAAAUUAUUACAUAACCUUUUGUGUGUCCUUAUUAAAAUAUUGCAGUUAUUUAUGCUAGCCUUGUGCGUGCAAACUCACCUCAUUCCAUGUUUUUCUCUUUUCAACCUUUGGCACAAAUCAGGAGCCAUUGACAAAUGCACUUUUAACCAUUUAUAUGCAGAGCAAGACACAAUAAAUAGUGACGUGGCUCUAUUAACACACACACACACAUAUAUAUAUAUAUAUAUAUAUAUAUACAUAUAUAUAUAUAUAUAUAUAUAUAACAAGAGGGGUUGGCUGCACUCACCUUAAUGAAGUGGUCUGGGUGCCUGGUCCAGCUAGGGUUAACCCAUUUUUAAUAAACAUAGCAGUUUCAGAGAAACUGCUAUGUUUAUUAAUGGGUUAAGCCUUCCCCCAUUCCUCUAGUGGCUGUCUCAUUGACAGCCACUAGAACUUGAUGCUUCUCACUGUGAUUUUCACAGUGAGAGCACGCCAGCGUCGAUAGGAAAGCAUUGUAAAUGCUUUCCUAUGCGACUGGCUGAAUCUUGGCGUCGCGCAUUCAGCUGAUGAAGCGGGUCGGAGGAGGAGGAGGCGAGAGCUCUCAGCCCGAAGCGCUGGAAAAGGUAAGUUUUUACCCCUUUCCCCCUUCCAGAGCCGGGCGGGAGGGGGACCCUGAGGGUGGGGGCACCCUCAGGGCACUAUAGUGCCAGGAAAACGAGUAUGUUUUCCUGGCACUAUAGUGGUCCUUUAACAUGCAUAAAUGGGGGUGCUGCUGGGGGCCAAAUAAUACAAUACACAAGAUCCAGCGCAAUCACCUAUCCACUAAACAGCAACUUUAAUGUUGAAAGAUUUUAUUUGUUUUUUUAAAAAACACCUAAUCUAGGCAAAAACAAUGGGGGUUUAGUUACAUUAUAUGAUCAUACAUUGCAUAAGCCUGCCACAACGUCAAUGUACCCCAUCUUUGGCAGGUCCUACACUACACUACAAAAAACAAAUAAAAUCUAAAGUCUAGCCAACUCCUUGAUUUUGCACCCCUAUUUGGGAGUCUAGCCAACUCCUUGAUUUUGCACCCCUUCCUGUCACAGGUGCCUCAUCCCAGGGCCCUAUCUAUCCUUGUACUGCAGAGAGCCCCAGAUGGAAUUUUUUUCCCCAAGUAGGUUAAUCUCAUAAGAGCAGACAUUAGGCUGUUAGUGUAGGACCUGCCAAAGAUGGGGUACAUUGACGUUGUGGCAGGCUUAUGCAAUGUAUGAUCAUAUAAUGUAACUAAACCCCCAUUGUUUUUGCCUAGAUUAGGUGUUUUUAAAAAAACAAACAAAUAAAAUCUUUCAACAUUAAAGUUGCUGUUUAGUGGAUAGGUGAGUGCGCUGGAUCUUGUGUAUUAUUUAUACAUAUAUAUGUAUAGUGUUCACUAUACACAGUAACAUAAAAAAACUGUAGCUCAAAAAGGUUUUUAAGAGCUGUGAACAGGCUCUGUAUUGUGUGUGGAAGGGUGCAUCAUAUGGGCUUUGGUGGAUAAACCCAUAAAUUAUCCAUUACACAAAACUCCAUGUCACUUUUUCUUGUUAAUUCUGCAAAAAAUGUAAAUUAAAGGGGCAUUUCAAGUACCAUAACCACUACAUCCUUGUGUAAUAAUCAUGGUGCAGCUUCUCUGGUGCUGUGACAUUGUUCAGAGUCAAUUUGCAAACAUUUCACUCUUACAUGUGUCCUGAUAGAUAUAGCUAAAUUGGACAUUUCCCUUCCAUGUUUAAAAAAUACUAAUAUAUAUAUAUAUAUAUAUUGUAACAGAGUGUUGGGGAUGGUGGUCAGCGGUGUAUAUCUGGCACCCAGACUUUUGCACAGCCACUAUCCUGACAUGUGGCUAAGCACAUGCAGCCCCAGGGAAAGUUAAGUUUAAAUUUAGUUUUUUUUUCCUCUUGUUAUUUGGGUCCCUGGGGUGGAGUAUUCGGAAGAGCAGAGUGGGCCGAUUCUCCACCCACUGUCAGAGUGGUUGUGCAUGAGUCCAGCCCAGGUUUCCCAUAGAGUUCUGGCUCACUGCCUAACGAGGUGAUUAGCCUCACCUGUAGGGGCUAUGAGCAGCUAUAUAACUGCAGUUAAAGCAGGGUGAAGUGAGGGAAGUGUUUUGGAGGAGAAAGAAGGUGUUUUGUGGAGAAAGAAGAUUUGCUGAUUCAUUGUAUCCUGUUACUUCACAACAACAGAAAAUAAACAGGCCAGAGGCCUUUUUUUGAAACUGGACUUUGUCUUGACCUGGUUUUCUUACCCUAGAGGGCUGUGCGGUUGCCAAAAGAUCCUGGACAAACACACACAGGAAAGUAAGUUUGUCCCAAAAUAUAUAUAUAUAUAUAUAACACACACACAUGAAUAAAGCUUGGACUGCACUCAGUCUUCCAAUACAAAAAAACUCUUUAUUUCAUCAAAUCAGCAAAUAUAUAUAUAUAAUUUAGACAGACUUUGUCUGCCAGCAUGAUCGACAGUGUUGAUGGCAAGAGAAUGUUCAAGAAUUUGAGUGGAGUUUUAGCAGCAAUUCAGAAUACUAACCCUUACCUAUAAUGCUAUAAACAACUCUAGCCUCUGUUAAAUUUCUUCCCUAAUUUGUAAGUACACCCCUUUUCAGUCUCUCUGCUCUGCAGGUGACUUUCUCCAGAACACUUAUUGCUAACUCGGGCUUGCAAGAAUUCUUGUGGGCGACUACUUUCCAGUUCUGCUACUUUACCACCUUGUUGCCUAACUGCCAUCCCAUUCAAUGCUCUUCUUGUUGUGUUUUUAUACCCCACCUCCUCUAGAUUGUAAGCUCUUUUGAGCAGAAUCAUCAUCAACCCAUUGUUCCUGUAACCUAUUGUAAAAUGAUAAAAAUGUUCCCCUUUAUAAUAUUGUAAAGCUCUGUGGAACAGGCUAGCGAUAAAUAAAUUACGAUGAUGAUGAUGAUGAUAAUAAUAGUAAUUAAACACUGUUCACCAUAACAACUUCAUCUAAUUGAAGUUAUUAUAGUGCUUACAAUAGAUCCCACGCUGUCUUAGCUUCAAGCCAUGCCUCUAAGCCUUUUGGAUAGGAGAGCCAAGACUUUCCUGCUUUCAUACCAGGCAUGCACAGGGAAGUCACGGUUUUUCAUAGAGAAUUAUUACACUCAAUGGUUCUCUAUGAUAAGAGUAUCAUUGGCAGCAUGAUCUAUGAGGAGCAUUGGGUUAGACCGCCAUCCUGGAGGCACAGGUGGCAGCACCCUGAGAGACUCUGUGCUGGAGAAAAUGUGAGUAAAUUCUGUUAGUUUUAUAUCCCAGUGCACAUGGGGGGGAUCUGCAGCUAGUUAUGUCCAGGGAUAUUAUAGCAAUGGGAAUUCAGAUUUGUGUUCCUAAUGAUAUAGUGUCCCUUUAAAUUGUUGCCCUUUUUAGUAGAGCACCGAAAACAGAACCUGAAUGUCAAAAUGGACACUAAGCAUGUGUAAAUGUUGGGGUUUCUCUCAUCUUGCAGGAUACAGCAGACUACAUACAUGUAUAACCAAUUAAUACUUACUUACUGUUUGCCAUAGGCACUCUGAGACCAAAAUACUUACACUACAAAAUAAAUCAAUCUCAAAGUUUAGUGAGUAACCCUGACUCUCCAUUUCAAUGCUAAUGUAUACGAUAGCAUAUAAACGAUCUAGUAGUCUGUCAGUUAUUUACUAAACUAGAAAUUGUCUUGUUUCUGCCAAUGGGGAUGUAAAUAGCUGUGAAUUCCUCUAUUGUGAUAUACUACUAUUUCAUUUUCUCAUUCGUGACAUUUAGUCUACUGAACAGCUUUGUGUGUAUGUUUAACUAAACGUCUGUUUACUCUUUAAAGCAUAAUGCUGGCAAAGCAUCAAGGGAGAUGUAGUCCAAAACAUCUGGAGAGCCGAAGGUUCCCCACCCCUGCUUUAAAGGGACACUAUAGUCACCAAAACAACUUUAGCUUAAUGAAGCGGUUUUGGUGUAUAGUUGUCCCUGCUGUCUCACUGCUCAAUUUUCCGCCAUUUAGGAGAUAAAUCACUGUUUAGGUUUAUGCAGCAGAAGUCCGCACUUUUUGUAAAAUGAAAACAAUAGGACACACUUUCCACACAUAAAGCACUUCAGGAAUCGGAAGUGCUUUAGGGGUCUGGAGUGUCCCUUUAAAUUGCUCAUACCCAAUUUAACAACUCACUCUCCCAAUGAUUUCAUCAGUCCCUCCUGCUCUUUCUUACAUUUAUUCAACAUUAUGAGAUCUCCUUUUGUAUUAUGAGGUCUCCGCUUUCCUCUCCUCUCCAUCAGCGUAAAACCACUGAAAACGUGAAUCUCCUUGACCCCACUCUCCUGGAAACAUCAUGGAGGGUGACUGAACACUACUUCGGGGGCUCCGAUACUGUUUAGGUGUGUUAGGUAUAAUGACCACUGGAGAAAAAGUUAUCCUUUUAGGGGUCCUUAGUAUUUUUGCUCCAGGCAGCAGUGACCAUCUGCAUCAAUAAGGAAAAGGAAAUAUAUGUUACUUGGUAUAAUCAGGACAGCCACUGCUUAACCAAAGUACUUAUAGACAGGUAUCUACUUUGCCAAUUGGCCAAAUAUUUUUGUAAUUUUCAUUUUAUAAUCUCUUUAUUAGGUAUGGGUUUAUUAGAUUUGUGGUGAAACAGGGCCCCCUGGUGGACACACAGUCCAGCAUAGCUUAUUUAGAUUCAAGGAACAUUUCAAAUUUAAGGCCAGAGUAGCCAAGCUGGAAGCAUAACUGACUUAAAUUCAGCUAUUUUGGCCUUAAAUCUGAAAUUCGCUUUGAAUUUCUAACACUUUUCACUUUAGUGAUUAACCCUGCAAGUGUUUGUAUCCCAGAAUUUUUUUCACUUAAAGGGUUACUCUAAUCAAAAAGUAGUGGUAUUGGUCAGAGUAAUUCUUCCUAUAUGGACUCCUUCCCACAAAAAAAAAACUUGGGAAAAAAAAUAGCUCAAAACUUACCUCCAUCCCAGCACCAAGGCCAAGGCCCUGCCGCCUAAUGUUACUCUAGCUGACGUUAUUCAUCCCUCGCCAGAUAGUCGGGUGGCAGACUGAGAGAAGGACAUGGGCAGCAUGGAGGGGAACGGAGCAUGCAGCCAUUGGCUGUCUGGUGCCAGCAUGCUUAGUGUACUGGCGUCAGAAGUCAGUCUUGCUGCCAGCAGCCAAGGGGUUACUCUCUGAAUGUGCAGCAUUUUCAUAGAAAAAUGCUGCAAAUACAGACCCCAAGCACCAUGACCACGUGAAACCACUGAAGUGGUGAUGGUGCUUGAAGUAAGAGUACAUACCAUUUUUUAUAAUUAUAUUUUAUAGAAAAUCUUUAAAAUGAAUUUCAUCCCUUAAAGGAACACUAUAGUCACCUAAAUUACUUUAGCUAAAUAAAGCAGUUUUAGUGUAUAGAUCAUUCCCCUGCAAUUUCACUGCUCAAUUCACUGUCAUUUAGGAGUUAAAUCACUUUGUUUCUGUUUAUGCAGCCUUAGCCACACCUCCCCUGGCUAUGAUUGACAGAGCCUGCAUGAAAAAAAAAACUGGUUUCACUUUCAAACAGAUGUAAUUUACCUUAAAUAAUUGUAUCUCAAUCUCUAAAUUGAACUUUAAUCACAUACAGGAGGCUCUUGCAGGGUCUAGCAAGCUAUUAACAUAGCAGGGGAUAAGAACAUCUUAAUUAAACAGAACUUGCAAUAAAGAAAGCCUAAAUAGGGCUCUCUUUACAGGAAGUGUUUAUGGAAGGCUGUGUAAGUCACAUGCAGGGAGGUGUGACUAGGGUUCAUAAACAAAGGGAUUUAACUCCUAAAUGGCAGAGGAUUGAGCAGUGAGACUGCAGGGGCAUGUUCUAUAAUGUCCCUUUAACCCCUUAAGGACACAUGUCAUAAUUCCCUUUUAUUCCAGAAGUUUGGUCCUUAAGGGGUUAAAGCCUAUAUUUGCACUGUUGCUGUUUCAUGCAAAUGGCAGUUUCUUUGUUGUUUUUUUCUUUGAAAGAAAUUUGCUUUGUAAGAGCUUUUACAAUUCUUAUCUUCCCCUGCCAGCCUACAAUGCUGCUCUUGAAAACAAUGCUCUGAUAAGUCGGCUUUUAGAUAUUACUUUUCCAGUGUGAGAAAGGAGAUGACAAAAUGGAACCCUCCAUACUGCAAUCCUGAAAACUGAAACGUGUUAAGAAUCAAUUCUACAUUCACAGUAGGAGCCAAUUUGUAAUCAUGAGUAUAUGCAACAUUGAUCAUUCACCCUCCUUUUAUGGCUUGGCUCCAUUAAUCAGCUUCUGAUUAUACACAAUUAUUCCCUAUGAAUUGAUAUAAUAAUGUUAAACAAUGUUGCAAUCGGCAGAAUCCUGCUUUUUGGGGGGGUUUUUUGUACGAAGUAUGCUCAUUGACAUACCUCAUGUCUUAUAUACUGUUAUAUACCAAACGUUAAUAUAUAUGCUGUAACUCAUGCUUAAGACAGAUUCACACAGUUCAUGAUAGCAUCAUUUGCACCUGUGACUUCAAAACAGUCAAUCGACCAUUAUAGUAAGGGUGGUUUGUGCGGAAAAAUUUCGUUUUUACCAAAUCUGGAAUAUGGAAAGAUGGUGUCUUUAAAUUUUCGUGAGAUGUUGAGAUCGGGGCUGGUUUAGGUUAUAAUGUGAUUGGUACAUAACAGCCUUUCCAAUCCAGAAACCAGGAGUUUAUAAGAAAUACUUUGGCUUCCAAGGUAUGAUGUAGGGCUGAGCAAACAUCAGGGUGUUUUAUUUUUUUUUUAAUAAUUCCAAGAUUAGAAAUGCAAGCGCUUUGUAGUAUUUCCCUGUUAAAAAAAAAAAAAAAGAUAUAUCCAUUGAUUUUGUCCAAUAUGGAAAUAUGACGCAGGAUGUCCUUACACUCUGCAUCAGUGUCAGUUAAGGCUAAAUGCUGAGCACACACAUUAGGUUCCCCCUGGCAGAAUAGACCCAGUGCAGAGGGACAGCAGGGAGGGGACAAAAGAGGGCACUAUAGUGUUAUUUUGCUAACACUAUAGAAGACCUUUAAUGCUUGCAACUACCUCAUGUGAGUGUUUAAAAUUAAAUUAACAGGAGAUAAAAAAAACUUCUAAAGUAAACACAUUGAGAUGUAAAAAAAAAACAAAAACCUUUUUUUCUUCCAUAAUGUUUGUGUGAGUCACAGCCAGAGGAGGUGAGACUAUAUAAACAAAGUGAUUUAUCUCUUAAAUGGCAGAGGAUUGAGCAGUGAGACUGCAGAGGCAUGUUCUAUAUGCCAAAACUGCUUCAUUAAGCAAAAGUUAUUUUGCUGACUAUAAUGUCCCUUUAACUUCAAGUAUCCCCUAACCUUAGUGGUGACUUUUAAAAUGACUCUGUAAUUAUGCUGCAGUAUUGUGAACAAAUUGCAAACAAAGGAUUGUUCAAACUAUAUAGUGAUUUAAAUGGUUAACCUGGCCAUGACACGUGUGCAGGAGAAGCAUUGCAUUUCUUCAUACACCCUGUGUUGUAGUUUUUACUGGGAUGGGGGUUUAUUAUAGUUUUAUUUGGAGGAGCAGUGUAUCACAUCUGGCCACCUCAACAAUUCUUUGAGAGCUUAUUCAUAGUUUCCGUGUGUUAUCAUACAGAGCAGCUCUCACAGCCUUCCUGCACACACAUCAGACUGCUUUCUAAAUCUGGGAGGAUAUUGUUUACCUCUUAUCUACUGGUUGGGUUUCAAAAUAGGAGGGUGACUCAGCACAGCUUGAGAUAGCAAGAAUAUUAAAGGGACACUAUAGUCACCAGAGCAACUACAGCUUAUUAAAUUUGUUCUGGUGAGUAGAAUCAUUACCUUCAAGCUUUUUGCUGUAAACACAGUCUUUUCAGAUAAAAUGCAGUGUUUACAUUACAGCCUAGUGAUAACUUCACUGGCCACUCCUCAGAUGGCUGUUAGAGAUCCUUCCUGGGUCAUGGCUGCCUAACAUGCAUCCAAACAUUCAGUGUCUCCUUCCUCUGCAUGCAGACACUGAAUUUUCCUCAUAGAGAUUCAUUGAUUUCAAUUCAUCUCUGAGGAGAUGCUGAUUGGCCAGGGCUGUGUUUGAAUCAUGCUGGCUCUGCCCAUGAUCUGCCUCUUUGUCAGUCUCAGCCAAUCCUAUGGGGAAGCAUUGUGAUUGGAUCAGGCCACCACUUCUGAUGAUGUCAGCAGACUGUUUGUUUUUCUGAGUCUAACAGCAUGCAGAUCUACAGCUUCUGGCUUGAAUACAGUAAGAUUGCAUGCAGACACUGAACUUUCCUCAUAGAGAUUCAUUGAUUUCAAUUCAUCUAUGAGGAGAUGCUGAUUGGCCAGGGCUGUGUUUGAAUCAUGCUGGCUCUGCCCAUGAUCUGCCUCUUUGUCAGUCUCAGCCAAUCCUAUGGGGAAGCAUUGUGAUUGGAUCAGGCCACCACUUCUGAUGAUGUCAGCAGACUGUUUGUUUUUCUGAGUCUAACAGCAUGCAGAUCUACAGCUUCUGGCUUGAAUACAGUAAGAUUUUUACUAUAUUUAUGGAGGCAUGAGGGGCCCAGGGGGGCUAGAUGGUGGUGUUAACACUAUAGGGUCAGGAAUACAUGUUUGUGUUCCUGACCCUAUAGUGAUUCUUUAACAGUACAGGAGACAAAUUAUUGUCAUAAUAUGAAUACCAAUCAAAGGUUGCCUCUUUUUACAGAGGAGUGUGUAUAACAAAAGUGCUCAAAAGAGUCAAAAAGUGAUUUACAGGCAGCUCAAUACACUAGUGUGGAAAUAUCCUCUAUUCCACUGAAUAAAUUUAGUAGAUAUUGGUGCGGUGUAAGUGACAAGGACCUACACCUAUAAGUGGAGCGCUCAAACACAGAUAAAUCUUACCAAAACGUAGUCUCAUUCAAUGGUAAAAUAUGGGGUACAUGUCAACAUAAAAUACAGAAAAUACAAUAUAGUGUAGAUGGUACUAAAAAAUGGCUUCACAGUGAUUAUAAUAAUAUUGUGUUGAAUAUUACACUCACAUUUCAAGGAGCCUGUAUAUAGAAAACACUGGCUCCGUAUAAAGGCUUGUGUGCUGUUAUGGUAGCACCACCCUCCUACUUCGGCUUGAAGAAUUUCUCAGGAACACGAAAAAAAGAGAAGAAAGCAAACCAAUGUGUAGACUUAUGGUGAUAGAUGGCACAGAUAUGUGUUCAAUAAAUGGGGUGCUCACCUGGUCCUGAGCCUACGAAUCCCGGCUCUAGGUAUGUGGAUUUUGUGCCAGUUUGAAUGGGGAUGGCACUACCCCUGUGAGGAUUCCUUGGAGGCUCCAAAAGGAACUUGGAUGAGGUAUUGAAUAAAAAUGGUGAAUUUAUUAGUUUAAAAUAAACAUAAAAACAAAGAUGAUAAAAGUCCUCAAAUAAAAGUCCUUUAAAAAUGGCCAAUACGCGUUUCACUCUCAAAUAGAGCUUCUUCAGUCAAUAUUAGGGUAAUAAAGUGCUCAGGAGCCGGGUUACUGUAAUAAGAUGUUACAGGGUAAGAAGGCACUCAGAAUGUUUAGUUCGCCUAAUGGUGGUGCCGGCUCUGGUUACAAUCCUGAUGAUCUUAGCCAAUCCAGUGCUUCACCAUAAGUAAGUAUUGUGAGGCAAGUGCGCCAAUCAGUAUCUCGUAAUAGAAUGCAGUUACUAAGUGAAUCUAUAUGGGAAGCAUUCAGUGUUUCCAUACAAAUUGUGGAGAAUCUGAAUGUCGGUCCUGCAAUCUUUGCAAGACCAAACCCAGGAAGUCCCUUUAGUGGCUUUCAGUGUGACAAUCACUAGAGAUGGUGUUACAGUGCUCAGCCUGCAGGGACAGACCGUAUACUCCAGAACCACUACAAUAAGCUUUGCUGUUAGUUAUAGAUUGAUCGAGAUAUAUCAUCUAUAUAUAUCGUGUAUUUUUUAUCCAAACAAUAGAGAUAUCGUUUUUUUUUUAACUUUGGAAGUCUGUGUUUUGUAUGAAAUACCUUUUACAUACUGAGAAUACCCUAUAUUUAUUUUUAAAAGCAGAUAAUUUCCCUAAAUAACAUUACUACUAAUGUUAUUGUAAAUGCAAAUGUUAGACGUGUUGUUUGAUGGCUGUUUAUAUUUUAUUACACAUGGAUAUUAAUUAGUUUUUUUUCCCCCUUUUAGGAUGGUGUCAGAGGGAGAUCCGGGCAGCCUGGUGAAGGUGUUCUACCUUCUCAUACUAUCUGCGUCCUGGGGAAUGCAGUGCUGGGUGACAUUUGUAGCAGGUGACAAUAGAUGGUCUUAGUCAGUGCAUUUAUCACAUUAAUUGUAAGAACGUCAGUAUAGGAUUCAUUUAUCCAAACAAUUACGGGACUCUCUAUGCUAUAUCUAUCCCUACGUAUAUUGUAAAAUGCAAGCCCAGGAUUCCCUUUUUAUAUAGUCACUACUGUCUCUAAGGAAUAUCUGUCUCUUACACUGAAAUCAAACUGAAUUUAAAAUUUAAGGCCACGAUUUUAAAACUGUAAACAUAACUGUAACAGAACCGUGCAUGAAGGCUAGCUUCUUUCCCAGAGACUAUGGAUCCCUUGUGAGGGAAGUCCUCCUUCAGCCGUGAAAAGAUUUAAUAGUUCAGAGGUUCUCAGUACAAACAUGUCUAUAUAACCGUUUAAUCACAGAGGGCACAGUAAAAAAACCACCAACUGGUCUUUAAGGAUUAACGUCUAUGUGGCAUGAUAAGUGUGAAAAGCGAAUGGUUAACACCGUGUGGGACUGACGCAGUUUAGUGUCAGGGACUGAUGCAGUUUAGCCUCAAUUUAAUUGUUUUGCGUAAGCUUUUCAUAUUAUCACAAUCUGUUAGAAAAAAAUAUUUUAAAUGUUUUAUCUACAGAAGUCACUAUUAAAGUGUAUGGGAGCAGUGUAGUAUAUCUAGCAGGUGUUCUAAAUCUAGCUCUGAUUAAAAGGUCUGAGCAGGAUAAUCCCUGCUUUGGGAUAUCAGAAGAGGGAUAUCUUCUUUAUAGGCAUUCUAUAUAGUGUAGGGUAUGUAAAACAGGACGAAAUUGAGAAAUAUCGUGUAGUAUUUUCUUUACAGAGGGAAGGAGAAGAAGAGUAACUUUUCCACUCACAUGCCUUAGAGCCUGCACUGGCUCCUAUUAUGAGGUAAUCACUAAUAUAAUCCCCACUGUAGGAUCUCUGUAGAUGUGGUAUCCUUAAAAUAGUGCUCACUAUUUACUUGCUGUCUGGUAAUGCCAGCGCAACACCUCUAUUGUAACCGAGUAAACUUGCAGAAGCCAGACACAGAGAGAUGGAUGCAGGUUUUCAGGAAGUAAGAGGUCUUUAUUAACAUACCGAUCGGGCCUCAGAUAAACUAACGUUCCAAAACAGGUUUGAGGGACAAACACAUGGAGUAAAUGCUUUUUAUAGAACUAUAACUCCUCCUAUUAAUAGCUCCACCCGCACAUACCCUUAACCAAUCAGUGGACAGGAUUUGGAUUUUCUCAUAUGGGCAGACCACAUGGCUCAUCCGAAACAAAGGAGAAAGGAGUGUAAUUUAAGUUCCUGCAUUCCUGCACAUCCUCAGUACAUUGAUGACAGUAUCUUAGCUACGUGUAACUAACUAACUGAUACAACAUACACAUAUGCCACAUGGAAAUCUCGGCCUACUAAAUUUACAUUUCAACGAAAUUCCAUCACACUAUCCCUUUACACCCAUCUAGUCUGCCCAAUUUUCUAAAUACUUUCAUUAGUCACUGGCCUUAUCCUAUAGUUAGGAUAGCCUUAUGCGUAUCCCACGCAUGCUUACACUCCUUUACUGUGUUAACCUGUACCACUUCAGCUGGAAGGCUAUUCCAUGCAUCCACUACCCUCUCAAUAAAGUAAUACUUCCUGAUAUUAUUUUUAAACCUUUGCCCCUCUAAUUUAAGACUAUGUCCUCUUGUUGUGGUAGUUUUUCUUCUUUUAAAUAUAGUCUCCUCCUUUACUGUGUUGAUUCCCUUUAUAUAUUUAAAUGUUUCUAUCAUAUCCCCCUGUCUUGUCUUUCCUCCAAGCUAUAGAUGUUAAGAUCCUUUAAAGGACCACUCUAGGCACCCAGACCACUUCAGCUUAAUGAAGUGGUCUGGGUGCCAGGUCCAGCUAGGAUUAACCCAUUCUUUUAUAAACAUAGCAGUUUCAGAGAAACUGCUAUGUUUACAAAUGGGUUAAUCCUUCCUCCAAUUCCUCUAGUGGCUGUCUCAUUGAAAAUCACAGUGAGAGCACGCGAGCAUCCAUAGGAAAGCAUCGUAAAUGCUUUCCUAUGCGACCGGCUGAAUGCGCGCGCAUUCAGCCGAAUGGGAGGAACAGAGGAGGAUCGGAGGAGGAGAACCCCGCGCCCAGCGCUGGAAAAAGGUAAGUUUUUACCCCUUUCCUCUCCACAGAGCCGGGCGGGAGGGGGACCCUGAGGGUGGGGGCACCCUCAGGGCACUAUAGUGCCAGGAAAACGAGUAUGUUUUCCUGCCACUAUAGUGGUCCUUUAACCUUUCCUGGUAAGUUUUAUCCUGCAAUCCAUGAACCGGUUUACAAGACCUUCUCUGAACUCUCUCUAAAGUAUCAAUAUCAAAUAUAAAUGCUAUAAAUGUAACUUGGAGAAUUUUUCCAUUUCAGCUUUUGUUUCCUAAAAUGUGAAAUUAGCUUUGAGUUACUGACUUUGCUGAAUAGCCCUCUCUGUAUAUAAGCAUGCAUUCCCCACCUCUCCUUGUAUAUUGUACCUUGAUCUGUGUAUUAGAGUGCAAGCUCUGCAGAAUAGUUAUACAUCUAUUUGUAUAGUGCUUGUCCCCUAUACACUAUUUUUUACCUUCAGUAUAUUUUAGAUUCCACAAUUAAAUCCCAUCAAAGGUUUUUUUAUUUAUAAGUAAUAUAUAUAAUUUUUUUUAAAUUUUUUUUUUGAAUGUUGUAUAAAGUAUAUAUUUUGUCUCUUUCUCCUUGCAGGGUUUGUUCUGAUAAGAGGUGUUCCCAGGCAUACUUUCGGCUUAGUACAAAGUAAACUGUUCCCUUUUUACAACCACAUCGUUUUAGUAUUCUCAUUUCUCAGCCUGGCCGUGUACGCCACAUACCACCCCCGAGACCUGCUUUCACCUGGCGAGACUGUACAGGUGAGGGGACACUUACCUGGACACCUUUCCAGCCUGUCAUCACUCUCUCAGUCCUUAAAAAUUCCUCCCAUUUCCUGCACUUUCAUUUGUUUUGUUUUUUUCUAAACAUUCGUUGUUUUAUUCUAUAUAGCUGCUUUUCUGGUUCUAACGUUCUCAUUUAUUUUGUCCCUUUCUAUAUCCACUUUCACUAUUCCCAGUCCAACCUUUCAGUCAGUUUCCAAGCUUUUCACACUCUCCAGUUCACACAAUUUAUUACUUUUUCUAAAUGUCCCUUUUUGCCUCUUGUUUAUCUCACAGAUAUCUCUAUUAUUCACCUCGCUCAUUUUGUCUGCACUGAACGCACGUUGGUUCUCCCCAUCCACCACGAAGACCAUGUUUAAGAUGCAGGCUAUUGAGAAAGAGCAUGGAUUAGGAGGGGGUGUGGGUCUGUCUGCCAACAUCGAAGGUUAUAAGCUGCUCCGGGAAAAGGAUCCCAAAUACCAAGCUUUGCGGAAAAGCUUUCUGCGCUAUCAUGGAAUAUCUUCGCUCUGCAAUCUCCUCUGCUUGUUGUGUAAUGGCGCAAACCUGGUGUACACAGCCCUUCUGCUGCCCACAAUUUAGACAAUGUGGAACAGGGGAAGCCAACCUUUUCCCUCCUUUUAUGUUGGGGAGCAAAAGCUGGCUAUGUUUAAUUACAUUUCCUAGAAUUAUCUCCCGUUUAUGAUAGAGAAUACUGAAGACUAUAGCCCAGCAGCAACCUGGGUAGCUCAGGUUGGCCACACUCAUCUGAUACAUACAUUCCCAUAGUUCAUCCCAGCAGAUCAGAUGUUUGAUAUUUACUAUUGAGUGCAGAUAGCUGCGUUAUUGGCACAGGUUGGCUUGAUCUCCAUUUGAAGAGAUCCUUGAUACUUGCACUGAUAUUGUAUCAAUGUGACUCCUAUAGCUGCAGAUCUUUCCUUACAUUACUACGUAUAGAUCAGUCAUUCUCUCUGACCUCCUGUCUAUUGAGUAUACACGAGACUGGGAAAUUCACCUCCGGUCUCCCCCGUUGCUGCGCUGACUCUUGUAAUCUCCAAUUAUUAUUUUUAUUUUAUUUUUUUAGCUUAAACAUUUUACAUGCCUUUAAGUUUUAAAAGUUAAUUGUGGAUUGUAACAGCUAAAUUAGUGUCAACUAUUUGGCGAGGUUUUUGUUUUUUUUCUCAUUCAAAUGCUUUGUUGUUCUGCCAUUUUAGGCAAAUAAUAAGUUUCAUGAUUUCUUGAAUGUGUGCACAAAGCAUCAUGGGAAAAUGGCAGUGUCUACCAUCCAGUAGUGCAACAGAGGUAGAUGUUUGUAUUGUUCUGUCCACUGUACACCUUACCCCUGUAGCCGCUUCAAAACUAUCUACGGUGUUGAGAUACAACUUCAUUUGCAACAAAUUUGUUCUAACAGAGGCCUUCUAGCCAGCCAAAAAAAAGGUGUAAAUCAGGGGACCCAAAAGGUAGAUUCCCAGAUGUUGUAGAACUACAACUCCCAUGAUGCUUUGCAUGUCUUUAGAAUGACAAUGGAACAUGUAGUUUUAAAACAUCUGGGAUCUACCUUAUGGGUACCCCUGGUGUAGACAUUGACUCACCAUUUUUACUCGAUGAGAAAGACUGAAAUCAACCGUAUGUCAAACAUAUAACAAAGACAAUGACAUGAAAAUUCCAUAUAUAACCACGUGUAACAUGUACGAUUGUUAUUUUGUAAUUUUUUAUAAUUGAUCUAAAACUGCUGGGGAAUCUGACCCACUAAAUGACAUCCAGUACAGUGAUGAGUAUGUGAUGCAUUUUUUUAAAAUCAUUUAUAUAAAAUGCUAAUAGAAAUGGGUUGCGGUGUGAUUUUGGUUAUAAGGAAAAUUUGAGCUAAGCAGAAGCAGCCUUACAGGUUCUAAAAUUUGGUUCUGGUUACCGAUCAACUUUAAAUGAAAAUCUCAAAUUCAGCAGUACUUGAAUUCUCCCAUGAGAAAAGAUUUAUUCAUCCACCUGAACAUACACUCACUUAGCAAAAAAAACCUGUUAAAAUUAAAAAUCAUGUUUCUCAAUUUAUCAAACAACAAAUAAAAAUGUCAGUAUGUUGGCCCCUGCCAUAGUGCAGGCAUGCUCAGCAAGAAUCUGCAGUCAGUGACUUCUGGAGAUUUGAAAAAGUGUUGCUAAUGUAAAAGCCUGCUUUUAUAAAUCUGCAGGAGUCAUUGAUUAGAAUCUCACUAUGGAAUUAGCAGCACAAGCACUGAGUUGGCUGCCAUGGCGAUUGAUGCACAUUAAAACUUGGUCCAAUUUCUUGUUACCAACACUGUUAUAAAUAUUCCCAACAUCCUGUGUGUUCUGCAUUGGUUGUGUUAUUGCCCAUAGCCAAGUAGCCAAUUGAAUUAUAAAAAGGCAGUUUUAAUAAACACCCAAUAUGUAUUCUGAUUUCCACACUGAAAGCAAUAUGCAAAAUGCAACAGAGCUAAAAAUGAAAAAAAUUAUAAUUAAAACCACUGUUUUACCACCUAGGCACAUGAACAAAUCCGUGUUCUUUAAACAACGUAUUGACGAAAGGAGACAAAAAGUGAGUUUGUUAACGCUCAUAUAAUUAAAGGAGCUUAACUAAACACUUAAUUGUAGUAGCUUUAAAACCCAAUUGGAAAAUCUAGGCAACAUUAGCGGAUUUCCCAGAAUUUGUUAUAGUCACCACUUGGCUAUUAUAGUCUGAAUUUUGCAAUUUGGUUUUCCAUUCAUUACAAAUCUGUGUUUAGUGCAUAAACAAUGAAAUAUAGGAUAUUGCAGAAGCUAGAGAAUUAAAUCACUGCACAGUUACUAUCAUGUAAAUCACCGCUGUUAUGAUGUCUUGGAGAACAAUGUGAAUUAGAGAUACAAACACUUACCAGUAAACGAAAAGAAUGAGCCCCUCUACUCAUGGGCGAUGCUUUACCAGCAUUCUGGAAGCUGUGUGAGGCUGAUAAAAUAUAACUGCUGCAAGAUGACAUGGUGGCUCUUAGGAAAUUAGGUUUGGCCUUCAGAAACUCAACAAAACACCGUCCUUCGUUGAAAUAAAAUCUGAUCCAUCUAAUAUGAUUCUCUCCUAGCUGUUAAGGAAAUGGCGCGGUAUAUUUAUUUAGGAGUUUAACCAGGAAGAAUACAGUGAGAUUUCUUUUGUUUUCUGGUGUAUCCUGAGGGUAAAAACAACAGAGGUUCAAGGUUGUAUAUUUAAAAAACCCAUGCAAAACAAAUAAUGAAACCUUGCCACUUAUUAUAAGUGUGGCUGGAGAGGCCAAUCAUUUCAGAGAUUUUUUAUCUGGAGAACGUUUUUGUUUUCUGAAGGAUAUUUUACAGCUGCAGAGCUAUGUGUGAGAAUUCCGUUUGAAAUAUGGUCGUUGGAAUGGAAAAGAGUCCCUCAUUCUCUCACCCCAGUAAACCUUAUGGAAGUAUUUACUGGGGCGAUUAGUGAAUCAAAAAAACAUACCUGACUGUAAGGCAGCUCAGGGCAACAACUUUUUGACGCAGUGAGUGAUCCGAUUGCCAUUCUGGGGUCGAGAAAUAUUUUUUUACCUAGUUUGUUGAAAAAUUGGAAAGUGCUUUAAACUGGGUUGUCUACCUUCUUUUGGAGCCAUGACAGAAAGAAAUGUGAAAUUAGAGGCUGAAUUUAAUGGACGCAAGUCUUUUUUCAGCCUAUGGAAUUGUACUUGUGAUCCCCUAGGUCAGGCCUGGACUGGCCAUCGAGCAAACCGGUCAAAUACCCGGUGGGCAACAAUGGCCAUGGGCCGAGGCUGGAGCAGGAGGUCAGAGAAUCUCCUCUUCUGGCCCAUGCAGGGCAGUACGGCCCUAAGAGGGCUCUAUCCCUUCAUUGGCCAGAGGGAAUAUUAAGUUACUGGUAGGUAGAGAGCCAGGCAGCCUCAGUCUCUCCCUCUCAUAACCAUCGAUAGUUUCAGAGUGUUGCUGCAAGAGGGAGAGACCAAAUAACUGAACCACCAGGAAGCAGACUCUCCCCAUGCAAUAUAUUGAGUUCUUCUUUUAAUAAUUAAAUAAUGGAAAUAAUUAUUUACGCCCCUAUAUACACACACAUUACACCAUCUGCACUCACACACUACACCCUCUAUAAACACACUACACACAAUCUAUACCACCUGCAAACACACACAUCACACCAGCUGCGCUCACACACUGCACCCUCUAAGGCGCUAAGGACAGAUCGGAGGUUGGUGUUGCAUGACGGGUACCAACAACCAAGAUCAGAAGAUGGCGACGAUGCAACGUCAAUAAAUCUUGACAUUUUACAUUUAAUACAUUGUAUAUCUUUGUGAUAUAUGAUUUAUUCAAUGCUUUAAGGGAAGUUGUUUUUUACAUGACAGCAUUAAUU